AUGAACAUCUUCCGGUUGGCCGGGGACCUUAGUCAUGUGUUCGCGGUGAUAGUCCUCCUCCUCAAGAUCUACGCGACCAAGUCGUGCGCGGGCGUGUCGCUCAAGACCCAGGCCAUGUACGUGGCGGUUUUCUGCACCCGCUACCUGGACCUGUUCACGCACUUCGUGUCGCUGUACAACAGCGUCAUGAAGGUGGUCUUCCUCGGCUGCAGCGGAGCGACGGUGUACCUGAUGACCAAGCACAAGAAGAUCUCGCGGACGUACGACAAGGACCACGACUCGUUCAAAGUCGAGUUCCUCGCGGGACCCGCCGCGCUCCUCGCGCUGCUCUUCCACACGGACUGGAGCUUCGUUGAGAUUCUGUGGUCGUUCUCGAUCUGGCUGGAGGCGCUGGCGAUCCUGCCGCAGCUCGUGCUGCUGCAGCGCACGAAGAACAUCGACAACCUCACGGGGAACUACAUAUUCCUUCUAGGGUCCUACCGCGCACUGUACCUCCUCAACUGGAUCUACCGGUUCGCGACGGAGCGACGGUACUGGGACCCGAUCAGCUGGAUCGCGGGGCUCAUCCAGACGGGCAUAUACAGCGACUUCUUCUACUAUUAUUACUUGUCCUGGAAAGAGAACAAGAAACUCACCCUGCCCGCGUGA
This is a messenger RNA of Pedinophyceae sp. YPF-701, 648 nucleotides long. The record is from the annotation of a GenBank genome assembly. NCBI's taxonomy places the organism in Eukaryota, Viridiplantae, Chlorophyta, Pedinophyceae.